Cuscuta campestris is the source of this 2127-nucleotide messenger RNA. NCBI's taxonomy places the organism in Eukaryota, Viridiplantae, Streptophyta, Magnoliopsida, Solanales, Convolvulaceae. The record is from the annotation of a GenBank genome assembly.
GCCUCUUUCUCUUUUUCCUUUUAUCCCUAACCCUAUCCCAAUUUUCAAUAGACUGAGCAGAUUCAGAGCAAAAUAAGUCCCUGAAUCCCUCCUCCGAGCAAGAUGCUGCUUCUGAACCACCCAACGGCGGCAGCCGCCACCAAUGCCGCACUCUUCCCCCGCCGUCCACGCAGCGAUCUCUCUCCAGAUCUGUCCCUUCCGCUGCGGUCCUUCCCAUCUGGAUCCGGACUUUCGAGCUCCCCUCUUCUCCCGCCGCUCACCACUUCCGGCAACCCCGUCUCUCGCUGCAUCGCGCGCGCAUUCCCAUGGAGUCCCCGCAAAAAUGAAAUCGUGGAGUACGAGAAGCGCCCGAAGGAGAAGUGGAUUCGUUAUUUCGAGAAACUCGCUGCCGUGCGGAAUCCGGAGAAGGGAGUUGCUGCGGCGUUGAAUGGUUAUGAGAGUAAGGGAAAGAGGGUCAACACAAUUUAUCUUUUUCGUGCGGCCAGGAUGUUGUGCAAGGCGAAGCUUUACAAGCACGCUCUUGAGGUAUAUAGAUGGAUGGAAAGCAAACCACCAGACACGUACCCAGUAACCACAAAAGACAGAGCCUUUAAGUUAGACCUGAUAUUCCAGGCGCAUGGAGCUUCAAGCGCUGAAGAUUACUUCAUGUCACUGAAAGAAUCUGUUAGGGACAGGCUGGUACAUGGUGCACUUUUAAAAGUCUAUGUCGAUUGCAAAAUGAAGGAAAAAGCGGAAUCUUUAUAUGCUACAAUGAAAGAAAAAGGUAUGGUAGACUCUGCACUUUUUACAAAUGUUAUGAUGACACUGUACACAGGCAUCGGAGAAUUCGACAAGGUGGAUCCAAUAAUUUCAGAAAUGAAAAAGAAAGGCUUCUCGUUAGACGCGUGUUCAUACAAUAUCUGGUUAACAUCACUCGGGGCUCGAAGGUCUUUUGAAAAGAUGGAUCAAGUCUUUGAUUCGAUGAAGAAGAGGGCCAGCAUUGAUAUUGGAUGGGAUACAUAUAGUAUCAUGGCUGCAGUGUAUAUUAAGAUGGGAUAUUUUGAAAGUGCUGAAGAGUGUUUGAAACAGGUAGAGGGCAAAAUCGAUGGUCAAAACCGCACCCCUUAUGAUCACCUCAUUAGUCUCUAUGGUGCUCUUGGUAAACCCAGAGAUGUCCACCGUCUUUGGAUUGAUUACAAGUCAAAAUUUACAACUUUGUUGGAUACAGAUUACCGUGAGGUAAUUAAAUCCUUGUUGAGAUGUGGUGAUGUUGAAGGUGCUGAAGUUAUUUAUGAUGAAUGGUUAUCAACAAAGCCAACACCAUACGACCCGCGCAUAGGAAAUCUUCUAUUGGCGUGCUAUGUGAAGAAUGGGGAAACAGAGAAAAUCAAAGCGUUCUUCAAACAAAUGGCCGAAUUGGGAGGGAACCAAAAUCCAAAAACGUGGGAGAUUCUAGCCACCCAUGAGAUCAGAGGGAAAAGAGUUGCAGAGGCUUUGUCUUGCUUGAAAGUAGCUGUUUCUGUUAACCAAUCAAAAAAAUGGAAACCAGAACGCGCCCUCGUGUCUUCUAUUCUCAAGAGCUGUGAGGAAGAAGGUGAUGCUGCAAGUAAGGAGAUGUUAUUUGAGGUGUUGAAGGAAACUGGGUAUCUGCAUGAUGAAAUGGAGAAGGGUGCUGAAAAUGGAGAAGGGAUACAAUCUGCGUGAGACAAAGCCGAGCCAUCAUUUAUCGAACCUUUGCAGUGCCGGAGCCCCAACACAAUUUGGGUUGGGGGGAGGGGCAAUUUAGUCCAAGAAUGUGAAGACCAAAAUUUCCUGUUUCAGAAAUAAAAGUGUCAUCUUUGUGCUGUGUUGGUGAUGAUGGCUUUGGACUACUGAAUAUUAGUGACUGUCAAGUGUAGAUUGCUGAAUUGGUAUGAUUGGACCAAUGUAAUGCACACUUUAGUGUGAUGAGCUUAUGAUCUUCUCUCAACUUUUCUGAGUUUUUUCUAUAUUUUUCCCCCCUAAAAAACAAGUUCAAUAUGAUGCACAUUUUGGCACCUGUUCGACUAUCUUUUAUUCAAAACCUUUUAGUCCCACUCUGGUUCAUGAGUUCUGAAUUCUUUGUGGAAUUGACUGCAACUCUUCUGCUAAUAGACAACAUCAAGGGGG